CCUCCAUAUCAUGUGAUUCAGGUGUUCCAAUCCCCUCCAUAUCAUGUGAUUCAGGUGUUCCAAUCCCCUCCCAAUCAUGUGAUUCAGGUGUUCCAAUCCCCUCCCAAUCAUGUGAUUCAGGUGUUCCAAUCCCCUCCAUAUCAUGUGAUUCAGGUGUUCCAAUCCCCUCCAUAUCAUGUGAUUCAGGUGUUCCAAUCCCCUCCAUAUCAUGUGAUUCAGGUGUUCCAAUCCUCUCCAUAUCAUGUGAUUCAGGUGUUCCAAUCCCCUCCAUGUCAUGUGAUUCAGGUGUUCCAAUCCCCUCCAUAUCAUGUGAUUCAGGUGUUCCAAUCCCCUCCAUAUCAUGUGAUUCAGGUGUUCCAAUCCCCUCCCAAUCAUGUGAUUCAGGUGUUCCAAUCCCCUCCAUAUCAUGUGAUUCAGGUGUUCCAAUCCCCUCCAUAUCAUGUGAUUCAGGUGUUCCAAUCCCCUCCCAAUCAUGUGAUUCAGGUGUUCCAAUCC
Messenger RNA from Staurois parvus, 495 nucleotides. Lineage: Eukaryota; Metazoa; Chordata; Amphibia; Anura; Ranidae. The record is from the annotation of a GenBank genome assembly.